This is a messenger RNA of Aspergillus nomiae NRRL 13137, 1761 nucleotides long. Its product is annotated as 5'-methylthioadenosine/S-adenosylhomocysteine nucleosidase family protein. The transcript has a single exon. Lineage: Eukaryota; Fungi; Ascomycota; Eurotiomycetes; Eurotiales; Aspergillaceae. Gene Ontology annotation, molecular function: catalytic activity. The record is from RefSeq and is a predicted model, not a curated record. Gene Ontology annotation, biological process: nucleoside metabolic process. The coding region runs from base 1 to 1761 and encodes 586 amino acids.
AUGGGUGAAUCUAUGCGACGACCCAGCGACAAUGAGUUUACCAUCGGCUGGGUCUGCGCCCUUCUGAAAGAAUACAUUGCCGCCCGCGAAGUCCUAGAUGAAGUCUACGACGAGAAAACUGGCUUCUUGCGAGCCGAAGAUGGCGCAAACUACUACACUCGGGGCAGAGUUGGGCCUCAUAAGGUGGUGAUCGGAUGUCUUCCUGCGGGGAAAUACGGGUUAGUAUCCACAUCGGGGGUAGCGGAGGACAUGAAGAGAAGGUUUUUAUCUAUCGGACUGGUCUUUAUGGUGGGAAUCGGUGGCGGCGUACCGAAUGCGACGACUGAUGUGCGUCUUGGGGAUGUGGUGAUCGGGUCUAGGGUUGUGCAAUAUGGCUUCGGUAAAAGAACAACGGAAGGAUUCAAGAUAACUGGUGAGACCUUUUCUCCAGCUCCAGAAUUUCGCCCCUCAAUAAAUACCCUAAGAACGCGUCUUUCCAAUGGGAUCGAUCUCCACACGAAUCUGGAAGCCACAUUCGACAAGUCUCAAGCUACUAGAGACACAUUUCGCAGACCUGCACCGCACACAGACCGACUGUAUGCACCUGAAUAUGUGCAUACAAGAGGUUGCGAAUGCGCAAAUGAAAAGGCUGCGUGGCAUCCCCAUCUAGUCCAGCGUCCCCCUCGCAGCAACAGAUUGAUCGAGGUUCACGAAGGGACUAUCGCAUCGGCUGACCAGGUCAUGAAAGACGCGAAGACAAGAGAUCAACUCGCACAUGAGAUAGAAGCCAUUUGCUUUGAGAUGGAGGCGGCUGGCCUUUCAGAUACCUUUAAUUGGAUCGCAAUUCGCGGGAUCUGUGAUUAUGCCGACGCUCACAAGAACGAUCAAUGGCAUGGAUAUGCCGCUGCCGCUGCCGCCGUCUGUGCCAAAGAGCUGCUACUCACCAUUCCUCCGGUUGAUUCCACAGGUACAGAGCCAGUGAGUGAGCAGCAGCGAUGGGCUGUUGACCGUGCAGACUUCACGCGACUCCUUGAAAAAGUGCCCUCUGGAAUGGUGACGACCUUGCACAGUGCCUUUAUUGGGAUCUGCCUUCUACUGGCUAUUUUUGGGCAAUUGAUUUGGUCCUUUUACCUUUGGCUAUUAUCAGUGGCAGCGAACAUCGAAUCCCCUGACUUCAAGGGUCCGAUGAAACCAGCACAGCCUGUGCAGGGUCCUACGCAACAGUUCGGGAGCGCACCCAUACAUAUCAACAUCUACGUUGGCCAGCAAGCAAUGUCUCACGCACGAAGACAGAGUGGAGCGGAUUGGAUAGAAUCUCCGGAUCAAUGCCCGACGGACUUUUCUACCAUUCAGUGGGACGGUGCUGGGAGGGAAAAGGUGUUGGGCAGUACCGCAGAGCUUCUUCAAGGAGUGCGAGCCCUGAUGGGCAAAGAGAUCGGUAGGAAUAUCUCUAUAAGCAUCCCACACCAUACCGGCGGCCCACUUUCGCCUGCCGACUCCAGCUGUGAUCCGCUUGAGAGGAUACCUUGGCAGCAACAGGAUGCACCCGUUGAGAGGACAGACUCCGUAUCCAGUGCAUCCAAACCCCCAGUACCUCCACGGUCCAAGAAACCACACGGCUACGUCUCGAGGCGUAACACACAGAUUCCCGUUCCCAAUUCCAUGGCGAAAAGAAACAAACACUCAACCGAUCAGAAAAAUAAUAAAUGCCCGGAGGCCGGCGAGGAAGUUCCAGAAAUUGUGGCUCUAAUUAAUGAAUUCCGAGGACGGGCAUCCGUUUGA